Messenger RNA from Hermetia illucens (black soldier fly), 1288 nucleotides. RefSeq names its product secretory carrier-associated membrane protein 3 (gene Scamp). Lineage: Eukaryota; Metazoa; Arthropoda; Insecta; Diptera; Stratiomyidae. The record is from RefSeq and is a predicted model, not a curated record. The transcript has 6 exons. Gene Ontology annotation, biological process: protein transport. Bases 134 to 1141 code for a protein of 335 amino acids. Gene Ontology annotation, cellular component: recycling endosome membrane; trans-Golgi network membrane.
UAUGAGCUGUCAAUCAAUUAGUGAAUCGGUUUUUAAUGUCGUUUGUGUGACACAUCGGAACCAAAGAAACCCUUGUAUGCAAGGAGUGUGAAAAUCUCAAAAGACUGCGUUAAAUAUAUGUUGUGCGGCCACAAUGAACCGACUAGAUGAAAAUCCAUUUGGCGAACCGAUGCUGGACAAUCCAUUUGCGGACCCUGCGGUUCAGCAGGCAGCACGCAGCGCUGCCAAUGCCCAGAACACCUUGGAAGACUACAACCCGUUCGAAGGUGGCGAUAAGAAACCCCAAACGGAAACAUCUGUUAAUGUUGGACUUUCCGCGGCGCCUCCGUCUGUUCAAAGCGCCCCAAAUAACUUCGAACCCACAAUUACGAACUCAGGACACCAUAUAUCGACUGCCGAACUGCAGCGCAGACAAGAAGAACUUGAAAGGAAAGCUGCAGAACUUGAUCGACGAGAACAACAAUUACAAGCAAAUUCAACACGAUUAAAUAAUUGGCCACCCUUGCCGCAGGCAUGCUGUUUUCAACCAUGUUUUUAUCAAGAUAUAAAUGUCGAUAUACCUUCAGAGUUUCAACGGAUCGUUCGUAACUUGUACUAUGUUUGGAUGCUAUACACACUUACUAUGUGCGCUAACGUGAUUGGGGGUGUAAUUCUGAUGAUCCACAAAUCAGAGUUCGCUGCUUUUGGAUUAGCAGUUCUAUAUGCUUUCCUAUUCACCCCUGCUUCGUACUUAUGUUGGUUCCGUCCAGCAUACAAAGCAUUCCGUAGUGAUUCAAGCUUUAACUUUAUGGUAUUUUUCUUUGUUUUCUUCUUUCAAAUGUUGUUGACAAUUUUUCAAACAAUCGGAAUCCCAGGAUCGGGUUAUUGUGGAUUCAUAACAGCUAUAAUGCAAUUUGAUAGCACAGCGAGCGGAAUCUUCGUGGGACUAUUAAUUCUGAUAAUAGCUCUUAGUUUUGGCGCUUGUGCUGCUGGUGAUUUAAUGAUGUUAACAAAGAUACAUUCUAUAUAUAGAAGUACUGGAGCGAGCUUUGCCAAGGCUCAAGCAGAAUUCACUACUGGGUUUAUGCAAAACCGUCAUGUCCGAGAAACUGCUGCUUCGGCAUUUUCAUCAGCAAUGAAUCCUAGUAAUAAUAGAUAUUAAGAAUUAGAACGUCAAGCAGUAAUUUUAUAAUUGUUUAUGAUUAUGCUUCAGUGUAAUAAUUAUGUGGAAGAAAGAUAUCCUCAAAUAACUAUAUUAUUGUAUUUGAAUGUAUGUGUAAAAUAUAACAACUAAAACUGAUCAACCUAA